Closterium sp. Yama58-4 is the source of this 606-nucleotide messenger RNA. NCBI's taxonomy places the organism in Eukaryota, Viridiplantae, Streptophyta, Zygnematophyceae, Desmidiales, Closteriaceae. The record is from the annotation of a GenBank genome assembly.
AUGGCGGAGCGGGAGAUGCGGACGGUGGUGGAGUCGGUGCGGACGAUGCUGCUGCACAUGGGCGUGCAGCACCACUGGUGGCACCUCGCUCUGCGGCAGGCCGUCUGGCCCGACCUGUCGCUGGCGCGCGUGUGGGGCUGCAUGGCGCAAUUCCUCGUCCCCGAGCAGCAGCGUGGUGGGAAGCUGAAGCCGAAGGCCAAGUGGGGCCUUCAUCUCGGCGUGUCGGAGGAGAGCAAGGGCUGGGAGCUCCUCGACAUCGCCGACAACCGGGUGGUCACCUCGUCGGACGUGGUGAUCUACGAGAUCAUGUCGCUUGAGGUGUGGAAGUCAGAGAAUGGGCCGGUGUCAGGACGGAUGCUGGUGACCACACCGACGAAUACCUCGACGGCAACGCUCCCUCUGCUCGCCGAGGUCGGUGAGCUUGCUGAUGAGGACGCCGAGGUCGUCCACCCUUCCUCCCCUUCCCCUGCCCCUCCCCUCGUCGCCGACCUGCGUGGGCUGACUCCGGCGUCGGCCUCCGGCGAUGAGGGGAGGCGUCGCCUGUGGCGCCGACCAAGAGCAUCGCCGGUGGCCGACGUGACGCCCAGCAAGUCGGCCUGGAAGUGA